AUGAAUUAAAAUAUUGUUCAAGGUCCUUGGACAUAAAAUUAAAAUAUGCAAGACAUAUCAUACUAAUGGGUAUAAAAAAUACCUGAUAUCCAAUAUAUAGAAAAAGGUAUUCCAAUAAUGUGUUUUGCUUAAGAUUCAGCUACGAGAAAUUUAGCUAUGGAAUUUAGAUUAAUAAGAAAAAUAACAGAAACAUAAUAUCAUAAUGAAAAAUUAAAAUAAUUUGACUCAAAUUUGAGUAAAAUGAACAGAUAUAAUACAAUAUUACCUUACACCCAUACAGAAGUUAUUUUAAAAUAAGAUCAUGAUGAUAAUGAAGAAUGUUAUAUAAAUGCAUCAUAUAUAAAUUCUAUUUUUGAAAAUGAAGGGGAGAAAAGAUUUAUUGCUACAUAAGGACCUUUACCAAAUACAAUUGCAAAUUUUUGGAAAAUGAUAUAUAUUUUUAAUACUGAAACAAUCGUUAUGUUAUGUAAUUUAAAAGAAAAUCAUAAAGUUUAAUGCGAAUAAUAUUGGCCUAAUUAAGUUGGAUAAACUUGUUAGUAUUAAAAAUUUUAAAUAACAUUAAAUUCAGAGGAUAUUAUUUAUGAAAAGUUACAUAAAAGGCAAUUAUUAAUUUCAAAUAAUUAAUUAGGUGAAUAAAAAGCAGUUACAUAGUAUUAAUUUAUUGAUUGGAAAGAUCACGGAAUUCCUUCUGAAACAGAUUUUAAUAUAAUUAAUUUUAUAGUCCAAUUUAUGAUUGAAGAAUAUGAAAAAAAUAAAAUUAGUGUAAUUCAUUGCAGUGCUGGAGUAGGAAGAACAGGAACAAUUAUUUCUUUAGUAAAUUUAAUGUUAAAUAUUAAAUGCUAUUUACCAUAAAUUUAAGAAACUAUAAAAAAUAAAUAUAAUUUAAAUCAUUGUACUAUAAGUGUUUUUGGAAUUGUAAGAAGAUUAAGAGAAUAAAGAUGGGGAAUGGUCAAUUAACCGGAAUAAUAUGAAUAUAUAUAUAAAUUUAUUAAAAUAUAAAUUGAUAAAAUUUUAAAAGAUUAUAAAUUUGAUAUUGUAUUUGGAUUAUAAAUGAACUAAAGUUUAGAUAUUAUAAAAUAAGAUUUGUGA
Molecule: messenger RNA, 1089 nt
Organism: Ichthyophthirius multifiliis
Lineage: Eukaryota; Ciliophora; Oligohymenophorea; Hymenostomatida
Product: protein-tyrosine phosphatase protein, putative
Exons: 8
Biological process (GO): protein dephosphorylation
Molecular function (GO): protein tyrosine phosphatase activity
Source: RefSeq, a predicted model, not a curated record